Molecule: messenger RNA, 1432 nt
Organism: Impatiens glandulifera
Lineage: Eukaryota; Viridiplantae; Streptophyta; Magnoliopsida; Ericales; Balsaminaceae
Product: putative nuclease HARBI1
Exons: 1
Coding region: 98-1432 (444 amino acids)
Source: RefSeq, a predicted model, not a curated record
UACAACCAUCAUAUUGCAAUUACACUACUAUAAAUAUAUAACAUAUAGUUUUCUUAUCAUUCAUAACUUAUAACAUAUAGUUUUCUUAUCAUUCCGAAUGAAUUCCAACGUUAGCGAUUCAUCAAAUUCAUCUUCUUCUUCUUCAGAUGAUGAUGAUAUGAUGAUGAACACUCUUCAUCAAGGAGCUAUAAUAUUAAGUCAUAGUAUCACUCGUAACAAUAUGAUCAUCCAACAUCUUCUUGAACAACAAAACGAGCAAGUGUUCCAUGGUGGUUCAAUUCCUGGACAUAUUGUUAUUAAUCGUGAUCGGGAGAAUGCCCAUCAUAGGUUAUACAAUGAUUAUUUUUCAGAUAAUCUAGUGUACAAUGAGACCAUGUUUCGUCGGAGAUAUCGAAUGUCUCGCUCAUUGUUCAUUCGAAUUGUUGAUGCAGUCAAAGAUCAUGAUCGCUACUUCCAACAACGAUGGGACAACACAGGCAGACUUGGAUUAUCUCCUAUACAAAAAAUAACUGCUGCUUUUCGUAUGUUGGCAUAUGGUGUUCCAGCAGAUGCCACAGAUGAGUAUAUUAGAAUUGGAGAGUCCACUACAAUUGAAAGCAUGAAAAGGUUCUGUCGAGCUAUGGUUGAGAUAUUUAGCGAGCAGUAUCUCAGAAGGCCAACAUCAAAUGAUAUUUCUAGACUUCUUUAUGUUGGCCAGAAACGGGGAUUUCCUGGAAUGUUAGGCAGUUUAGAUUGUAUGCAUUGGAAGUGGAAAAAUUGUCCAAUCGCAUGGGCUGGACAAUAUACAGGCCGUAGUGGAAAACCUACAAUCAUUCUCGAAGCUGUAGCAGAUUAUGAUCUUUGGAUAUGGCACGCAUAUUUUGGUUUGCCAGGCACCAACAACGAUAUAAAUGUGUUAGAGUCAUCUCAUCUGUUCUCGGAUCUAACUCAAGGUAUUUCUCCUCCAGUUCAUUAUGUAAUCCAAGGAAAAGAAUAUAACAUGGGCUAUUAUUUAGCUGAUGGCAUAUAUCCAAAAUGGUCUACUAUUGUGCAAACAAUUCAUGAGCCUCGUGGUCCGAAGAAAAUAUAUUUUGCAAUGAAACAAGAAGCAUGUAGAAAAGACGUUGAACGUGCAUUUGGAGUUCUUCAAUCACGUUUUGCCAUUGUAGCAGGACCGGUACGAUAUUGGAGAAAAGAAGUGAUGCAUGAUAUAAUGACUAUGUGCAUAAUUUUGCAUAAUAUGAUUGUUGAGGAUGAACGUGACCUUACUGCACCUAUUCAAAUUGAAACGGAAACGCUUUCACCGGAGGUCGAAAUGGUGAUAGAUGAAAAUACUCGAUUUCAAGAUUUCAUUUCUCGAUAUGGAAAAAUUAGAAACAGAGAAGCUCACAUAGAACUUCGUAAUGCAUUAAUUGAUCAUCUGUGGGAGGAGUACACAAAUUCCGAGAAUUGA